AUGUCUACAUUUUCUCAUGGUUCUAUAGAUGGGAGACCCGUUUCUUUUCGGUUGUCAGAACAGAGCAGCAGCAUUGACUACAAGGACUUGGAGUCCAAGCAGACAUCAUCGCUUCCCUUGAACAGCGUGAUUGCUACGCUUCCCCCAGCGGAAGGUCCCGAUGAGUCCACGGCCAGAAUUCUAUUUCUUGAACAUGAUAACCCGAACAACUUGGAAGUUAAGCUUAGAUGCCUCGAAGUGUCGGAAAUACCUGGUGCAUUGUGGAAAAGUGACCAGCUUGUGCCACCAGCGCAUCUCGCCCUCCCCGCAGAUGGUGAUUCGAAUGUGCAUGUCGUGAUAUCCACACAUUCGGGAACCCACGCAGCAUCGUUGUUUUUCGAACACGCGCUGAAGCCUUUACUUUCGGCCAUAAGCGUUACGGGUUACCAUGUUCACAAGACUCAAUCGACAAACAGCAUUAUUGAAUUAAGCCAGGCUAUUUUCUUGCCCAGGGCACAAGCCGGGACAGAGCAAACGAUCAUUCUACUUUCUGGGGAUGGCGGGCUUGUGGAUAUCAUCAAGGUGUUUUCGGGAGUGGAUGAGAACGACAGCAGCGAUGGGAAGAAGUUCGUACCACCGCGCAUUUCUCUUAUUCCGAUGGGGACUGGGAAUGCUGCCGCAAAUUCUACGGGAUUGUUUAAGGAUGCCACGUGGGGAUUGUCGACCUUACUACGUGGAAAGCCACGGAUGCUACCGCUGUUCCAGGCAAAUUUCUCGCCUGGCUCAGCUUACCUUACUGAUGAAGCACGACGGAAAGAGCCCCUAGUUAGCGAAUUCGACAGGGAGAGAUCCGCAGCAGAAGUCUACGGUGCAGUGGUCUUGAGUUGGGGAAUGCACGCAUCGUUAGUAGCGGAUAGUGAUACCAGCCACUAUCGCAAGUUUGGUGCACAGAGAUUCCAAAUGGCAGCCAAAGAACUUCUCUAUCCGUCCGAUGGGAGUCCAACGCAUCAAUACUGCGGCCGUGUGACGCUCAUCAAAAAGGAUCCGGAAUCUGGCCAAGCGAAGGAGCAAGUAAUUGACAGGGAAUGCCACAUGUAUGUCCUGGCCACGCUUGUCUCUCAGUUGGAGAAAGGGUUCACUAUCUCCCCUUCGUCGAAGCCGUUAGAUGGACAGAUACAUGUUGUUCAUUUUAAACCAUUAAGCCCCGAUGAAGCCAUGGGGCUGAUGGCCAAGGCUUACCAGGGCGGGCAGCAUGUGGAAGACGAACGGGUGGAGUAUGAUGCUGUGGAACGAGUAAGGAUCCAAUUUAAUGAGGACGAGGAGACGUGGAGAAGGGUAUGUGUGGAUGGCAAGGUGGUUAUUGUUGAGAAGGGUGGAUGGUUGGAGGCUAAGAGGUCUGGCCGCCAUCUAUUGGAUUUGAUGGUUCCAACAUGGGUGUGA
Coccidioides posadasii C735 delta SOWgp is the source of this 1419-nucleotide messenger RNA. RefSeq lists its product as uncharacterized. Lineage: Eukaryota; Fungi; Ascomycota; Eurotiomycetes; Onygenales; Onygenaceae. The record is from RefSeq and is a predicted model, not a curated record. Gene Ontology annotation, molecular function: lipid kinase activity. Gene Ontology annotation, biological process: sphingosine biosynthetic process; phosphorylation. Gene Ontology annotation, cellular component: intracellular membrane-bounded organelle; cytoplasm; membrane.